Molecule: messenger RNA, 1233 nt
Organism: Mastomys coucha (southern multimammate mouse)
Lineage: Eukaryota; Metazoa; Chordata; Mammalia; Rodentia; Muridae
Gene: Tslig1
Product: zinc finger and BTB domain containing 8 opposite strand
Exons: 7
Coding region: 494-1033 (179 amino acids)
Biological process (GO): tRNA splicing, via endonucleolytic cleavage and ligation
Cellular component (GO): tRNA-splicing ligase complex
Source: RefSeq, a predicted model, not a curated record
ACGGUCCGGAGGCUUCCACGGAUUGCGCGCGCGCCCCGCCUGCCGGGACGAGGCCGGUGCAGAUCACGUGAUCCCCGGCCCCCUCCCGCCCCCGCGCUCAUGCGCAGCUAUCUCCAGAGAGGGCCGUUAUGCUAACUCCCGCUUGGUAGCGAAAACAUUUGAAGUGUUUCCCUCCGGGUCUGGGUGGCAACUCCGAGGACUCCCACGAGGAGUCUAACGCCUCACCGUUUAGACUUACAGGUGCCUAAUUCAAGGUGUCUUUUUAACUUGCUCCCCCCAGUCUUUAAAAAGAACUAGUAAUAAUGAGUGUAGGAGAUAGGGUGCUGGUCUCUAAAACAUGCUAUAAGAGCGGCAGGACCGAGACGACUGGCAGUCGCGAGCUUUGUUAAGGCCCUCCCGCGAGCUCGCAGAAUGGAGUCCUGGUCCUUUUAGACCGGCUGCCAAGGGGUGGGGUGUAGAGCGGAAGUUAUGGCGCGGGGACGAAGUCUGGCCGAUGAAGGGCGGAAGUAAGAGUUCCAACUCUGCAGUCAUGGCUCAAGAAGAGGAAGAUGUUAGAGAUUACAAUUUGACGGAGGAACAGAAGGCGAUCAAGGACAAGUAUCCUCCUGUCAAUCGAAAGUAUGAAUAUUUGGAUCAUACGGCGGAUGUCCAGUUACAUGCAUGGGGAGAUACUCUGGAGGAAGCAUUUGAACAGUGUGCCAUGGCCAUGUUCGGUUACAUGACAGAUACUGGGACUGUGGAACCCCUCCAAACAGUGGAAGUAGAAAUCCAAGGAGACGACUUGCAGUCUCUGUUGUUUCACUUUUUGGACGAGUGGCUUUACAAGUUCAGUGCUGAUGAGUACUUCAUACCCCGGGAAGUGAAAGUACUUAAUAUUGAUCAAAAAAAUUUCAAGUUACGAUCCAUUGGGUGGGGAGAAGAGUUCUCACUGUCCAAGCACCCUCAGGGAACAGAAGUCAAGGCAAUAACAUACUCAGCAAUGCAAGUCUAUAACGAAGAGAAGCCAGAAGUGUUUGUGAUCAUCGACAUUUAAAAUACCAAAAAAGGAAGCCUCUUCUGAACUGAUUUGUUUUCUUCCUUUUGAGAGGAUAUGAUGAUUCAUUUUCUAUAGUUUCUUUGCUAAAUGGAAAUACACAACUGAGAAUUUAAAGUUUGACUUUCAGAAAUGGAAACCCGGUGUGUAGCCAUGGUCUAUGAUUCCUGGAUAAUGAAUUGUUUGAUUUUUGAGGCGCA